AUGCAUUCUGGAUUCAGAUCAAACAUUCCACGCAAUCAUCAUUUUUAUUCACCUGGAAUUGCUAAAAGAGCCUACCAUCGUAAACGAGACAUUUUAUCGAAGGAUAAACUACCUAUUGAUUCAGACGAUGUGAAAGUUCAAAAGUCAACAAAAUUACCUGAUGUACUUAAAGACCCAUUACCUAAGGAGGAAAAAGAUGUUAAACCUAUCGUUGAUGUGAAAGUUCCUAAAGAUGAUGAUGUACUAAAAGAGGAGGAAAAAGUUGUUAAACCUAUCGUUGAUGUGAAAGUUUCUAAAGAUGAUGAUGUACUAAAAGAGGAGAAAACAGUUGUUAAACCUAUCGUUGAUGUGAAAGAUCCAAAGUCAACAAAUGAUGUACUUAAAGAACCAUUACCUAAGGAGAAAAAAGUUAACGUUGAUGUGGAAAUUCCAAAGCCACCGAAAUCACCUAAAGUUGAUGUACUAAAAGAGGAGAAAAAUAAAGUUAAUGAUGUACUAAAAAAGGAGAAAAAUAAAGUUAAUGAUGUACUAAAAGAGGAGAAAAAUAAAGUUGAUGAUGUACUAAAAGGGGAGAAAAAAGUUGUUGAAUCUAUCGUUGAUGUGAACAUUCCAAAGCCAAAAUUACCUAAAGAUGAUGUUCUUAAAGACCCAUCACCUAAGGACAAACCUCCUGAAAAACCUCCACCUAAAGAGGAUCAACCUCCUAAAGAGCCUUCGCCUAAAGAGGAUCAACCUCCUAAAGAACCUUCACCUAAGGAGGAUCCUAAAGAACCUCCACCUAAAGAGGAUAAACCUCCUAAAGAACCUUCACCUAAAGAGGAUCCUAAAGAACCUCCACCUAAAGAGGAUAAACCUCCUAAAGAACCUUCACCUAAAGAGGAUCCUAAAGCUCCACCUAAAGAGGAUCAACCUCCUAAAGAACCUUCACCUAAAGAGGAUCAACCUCCUAAAGAACCUUCACCUAAAGAGGAUCAACCUCCUAAAGAACCUCCAGCUAAAGAAGUUAAUCCUCCUAAAGAACCUCCAGCUAAAGAAAAUAAUCCUCCUAAAGAAAAGGAUCCGGAAUCAAAUCCUCCCACUAAAACACCAAAGGAAAAUAAUCCUAAGGAAAUUCCUGGUAAAAACGGAAAAGAACCUUUCCCAAAUGAUGAUAAGGCGAAUCCACAAAAAAACGAAUCAAAAGUUCUAAAUAUAAACAUUCCCGAUAACCCACCAUCCGAUAAUGCACCAAAAAAUCCAAAAGAACCCUCUUUAACACCAACAUUUAACUCUCCUCCAGAUGAGAUUUCAUCUCAAAGGGAACAAAAUGCAAAUACAAUCAAUAAAAAUGACAAUUCAAAUAUAGAUAAUAGUGUAUCAGAUGUAGAACAAAAUGCUUCAACCGCUUUUGAUCCAACAAAAGUAAAUGAUCCGUUAUCAAAUCCAAGUUCGACUACCCAACCGAUAUCACCGACAACGGAUAUAGCAGCUCCAAUAAGUCCAUUUGACCCGCGAUCACCUUAUCGUAUACCCGCUAUAAUCGGACUGGUAAUAGCUAUUCUAUUGGCAUUAUUUGCUUUAGCAUUUUUAUUGAGAAAAACAGUGUUUUCAAAAAAAUAUAGUGAACCUCCUUAUCAAAGAACUUAUUCGGUAGAUGGAAGUAUUCAUAAUAAAUUAAUUCAGCGACAAUAUUCCAUGACAGAUCAUAGUUUACCACCAUGGUCUCCAACAUCUUUUGAUAAUGAUGCUGAAGAAAUAAAACUUCCCUCUCCAACCGUUAUACGAAAAUCUUUCUCCCAUCCGGAUUCUCAUUUAGUUGAAAUUAAUUUAAAUGAAAAUAUGUCUUCUACAGCUUACAACAAUAUUUCUUCAACAAAUGCAAAGCGGUCCACACAUUAUAAAGACUUGGCAAGAAAAUCAAGUUUAUUAAGAUAUGUUAAAGAUUUUGAAACAUUCGAUGAUGAGAUAACUGAGGAAGAAUCAAAUGUGAGUAGUAAUUAUGAAUUUCCAAAUCUGCCUGAUCAAGCUGUUACUUGGGAAGAAUGUAUGAAAUAA
This is a messenger RNA of Funneliformis caledonium, 2034 nucleotides long. The record is from the annotation of a GenBank genome assembly. NCBI's taxonomy places the organism in Eukaryota, Fungi, Glomeromycota, Glomeromycetes, Glomerales, Glomeraceae.